AUGACACUCUCCUCCCACCUAUUCCCUUUACUUCUAUCUCUUAAUUCCUCUUCCUUCUAUUUCUCCUCCUUCCACAUUCUCCAUAUGCUUUUCUUCUUGCUCUUCAAAUACUUCCCCCUCUCGAUUAUUCCUUUUCCUUGCCCUUCGUUCUCCUCCUACAGCUUUUCUUCUUGCUCUUCAAAUACUUCCCCCUCUCGAUUAUUCUUUUUCCUUGCCCUUCGUUCUCCUCCUACAACUUUUCACAUCACUUCUUCUUCUUCUUCUUUCCUUUCUUUUCUUUUUAUUUACUUUUAUUUAUUUUCUUUCCACUCUUUUUCUCCCCUUUCUUUCUCCCCUCUAAUCUGCGUCUUCACCUUUCUUCGUUUUUCUUUUUACCUUCUUUUAUUUCCACCCCUUUCACAUUCUUUUACUUUUUCCACAUUCCCCCUCUUUUUGCAUUUAUUUUCAUUUCCUUCUUUCUUCAAUUUUGAAUCAGCUUCUUCCUCUUUUUCGGUUUUUUUUUUUACCAUUACCCCGCUUUCUUUUUCCGCGACAUUUUUCUUUCUUUCUCUUCCUCCGCCUACUACUCUCUUCGUUCUCUCCUCCUCCAUUCUGCCUUCACCGAUUUCUCUCCCUCCCUCGCUAUAA
Molecule: messenger RNA, 627 nt
Organism: Acanthosepion pharaonis
Lineage: Eukaryota; Metazoa; Mollusca; Cephalopoda; Sepiida; Sepiidae
Source: the annotation of a GenBank genome assembly